AUGUCAGUCUCAACGAUCAGGGCGAUCGCUGUGCUGCUGUCACUUUUGAGCAUAGCCUUGGCCGAUUUGCCGUCCUGCUCCAGGGCUAAAUGCGUCCAUUGCGCAGUGGACUUCAUCAAGCGGAUGUGUCCAGACGCUUGUGGCUCCUGUCCACGAGAAGUUCCAUUAUAUCCAGCACAACCGCCACCAGCUUUCGCCGCACCUCAUGUUGGUUUUGAAAUUGUAUAUCAAUAUCCAGAACUUCUUCAGAAGAAUCCAACUUUACAAUAAAACGAACUCCCUCAGUAGGAAGCUUUAAUAAGUGUUUACAUUUUCAAGAUCCCAAAAUCGUUCUCUGGAAACUGAAUAAAUUAUAAAAGUUCAAUUUUCCAACUUACAACCCGUUACAACUUUUUCAGCAAGCGGCUCACACCUAUCAAAAUGUCCAGGCUCCUCCAGCUCCUCUCCAGCAGGUCUACAACGGCCAGCAAGUGAGCCAACCCUUUUUUUUCCCAGUGAGAAAUGAAAAAUGAAAAAAUAGUCCAUUCAGCGCCGGCUUCAGCUAAAUAAGCCUAAGGCGAUGGAACUGAAUCAUAAAGCUUUGUAUCUGGAACCAGGCAGUGAAAACCUUUUUUCAUCUGGAAGGCCUGGAUAAAGAGAUCCCUAAUGGUACCUACUUGCAAAAACUUCCUUUGAAAAUUUCGUAGGCUCAAACUAACGACCGUCAGAACUUCCCAAACCGCAGAUCUUCAAUCAAUCAAUUCAGCAAUACCAACAACCGCAUCAAGCUCAGCAACAAGCUCAAGCUCAAGUUCAACAUCAACCUCAACCCCAACAAUACGCCCCACAGUACAAUCAACAGCCAGCCGCGUUCGCCGCCCCACUCCAAGUCGGUCAGCCGAUCGCCUAUCCAGCCGUUGCUCAACAACAGCCUGCUGUACCGACGGCCACCCUGGCCCCUCUUAUCGAGCCACCGAGAGUCUCCGAAUUGAGCAGCAACUUGGCCCAUCAGCCCGCCCCACUGGCUGAAUACUCCCAGAACAACUACGCUCAAGUUCAGCAACAACAACACCAGCAAGCAAUGCAGAACUUGAUGAACCCGCAACUUUUCGGGUUCCAACAGCCGGCGCCGGCGCUGAACAUGUUCGGCCAGCAGCCUCAGCAGGCACAACAGUCUUCUCAGAUUCUCAACCCAUUCCAGCCAUUCCUUCAGCAGGUAUAGUCAUUUGAAGCUCUUCAAAAAGAGGCUUAGAAAAAUCGUGUGCUGAUUAAGUGAAACUUCUAAAAUCCAUAUGCAUAUCAUCUCAUGGUUUUUUCCAUCAAAAGAGCCCAUAAAUCCCAAAAAAUGCCCAAAAAUCCCGUAAAAAGUUGUUUUCCAUCCUUCCAAAUGUUAACUGAGUCUUCAAUAUUUGAAACUAUUGAUAAAUCGGCUUUUUUUCAGACCAACGCCUUCGACCCAUUCAACCUCCUAAACCUCAACAAUCCAUUCGCCGCCCCACCUACUCCAGUUCAAGUUUCUAAUUUUUACAAACAUGGGUCAAAAGAGAAUUCCAGCGACCUCCUCCAAUCCCCCCAGUUCAUCAGAACAGCAAUGAACAACAGCAAUACGGACAAGUUCAACACUCGGGAAGCUACAGUACCUACAGUCAACCUCAAGCCCAGCCUCAACAAGCCGUGAGCUACGGGCAACAGGCUCCACAGUACCAACAGUAUCAACAAUAUCAGCAAUAUCAACAGCCUCAGCAGCCUCAGCCUCAACAGCAACAGCAACAGUAUCAGGUAGGGAAAAAGGUUUUUUUGCGUUUUACAGGGCUCAAAAAAGCGUGUUUAAGUUUCACUAGUCUCACUCUGAUGCUUCUUUGAAUAAUUUAUCCAGAAUCAGGGCAAUUUUAAUGAGGGUGCGAAAAAACAGUUGUUAAUGCAAUUUCAAGCCAUACAAAGACUCUGAGGAACUUUCGGACAGAAGGAUUUUCUGAUUUCUAGAUCCACAAGCCAAGCCUUAAAAACCACAGAAAAAAUCCAGUGAUGCUUAAAAGUUCGAACUUUACAGAAAAUAUCAUCUUCAGGUCCCAGCCCAAGUCCAGCCACAACCCCAACCAAACACCCAACAGCCGAACCAAAACCAACAAGCUCAAAUCCCUCAGGCCAAACCUCUACCCAUCGCUCAACCUCAACCUCAACCUCAACCAAAUCCAGCUCCUCAGGUAGGAACAAUCAGAGAAAGAAAUAAAUUGGAAAAAUGAACAGGUACUCCCACGAGUCGACUCCGCGCCAGUCAGUUAUGAGAAGUACGUCGACGUUGGCAAACCGUCGCUUCCUCCAGCAGCUCCAGUAAGAAUUAUCCUUCAGCACAAAAUAGCCACGAAUAAAGUCACAACAAAUGCGCUCCGAGGACAAAUCCGCUUUCCGGUCAAUUUUUUUGCUUUUUCCAGCAGCAAUGCCCUCGUCAACCCGGCUGGGCGCCUUGCAUCACCAAAGAAACCGCAAAUGACCGAUUCCGGAAUUGCUGCGCCCGACUCGGAGAGGGGUGCCUUCCACUGUGCAACUACGAUGCUAAUCUUGCUUCGGUUUGUUUCUUUAUUUCUUUAUUUUUUAUUGAUUAGUUUGGGAUAGCUAAGUUCUUAUGCCUCUUUCACGUCCGUACCUCUUAAAGUUCCAAUUUUCCAACUCCUCAUCCGAUUCCCUUCCAGAUGCAAAUCGCCGUCCUGACCGGCCGUUGCCCUCUGGCCAAGGUCGGUGACGUCAUGAUCUGCGCCUCGGGCUACCAAGACGCUUCGUCUUGCUGCGAGGCUUACGGUGUCUUCGAGCCCGGCUAUGAGCAUUGCCGUCCUUAUUGCAACCCCGCGGCGGGACUGCCCGAAGGCGGCCUUCUGUCCGAGAAGUACAAGUGUCUCGUCAAACUGCAGAACAUCCAGCAGUGCUUCUACGUCUCCCAAAAGCCCUAG
Caenorhabditis auriculariae is the source of this 2924-nucleotide messenger RNA. The record is from the annotation of a GenBank genome assembly. Lineage: Eukaryota; Metazoa; Nematoda; Chromadorea; Rhabditida; Rhabditidae.